Messenger RNA from Aspergillus ibericus CBS 121593, 611 nucleotides. RefSeq lists its product as uncharacterized. NCBI's taxonomy places the organism in Eukaryota, Fungi, Ascomycota, Eurotiomycetes, Eurotiales, Aspergillaceae. The record is from RefSeq and is a predicted model, not a curated record. Bases 100 to 408 code for a protein of 102 amino acids. The transcript has 2 exons.
CUCAGUCGGAGAACCGGAGGAAGGAUAUCGAGACGUCGAGCGUGUCCGGUGCUGCUGCUGAGGGCGGCGAGGAACGAAAUCCGUCCAGUUGACUAGCACAUGUUUGGAGUUGAGGAUAAGUCGGUGUGUUUGCUGUUUGUCUUCCUGUUAGCUUUGGCUGCUGGUGGACAUGGCACGGCAUGGUAUGGCAUGGACUGGGUGAGAUUAGGUAUGAGUGAGUGGGCAGGUAGGGAUGCUGUUCCUCUUGCUUGCUCCGCUUACCUUGCUCUGACCUGGUGUAUGCCUCUCUGGCUUGGACUUUUCUCCAAACGUGUGUAUAUGCGCGUUGCGCUUGUGUUUCUGGACCCCUCUGUCAAGAGGUGGACUAGACUGGACUGGACUCGACCCCGAACUGGACAGGAUGGAUAGGGCAGUGCGCAGGUAGUGUUUGACGCUACCUACCUACCUUCCUCCCCACCUACCUUUUUCAUCCUUCCCCACCCUCCACCCUCCAUCAGAAGUGAACCAACACUUCUCUCUAAUCUCCAUACCUUCCCCAUCCUUUCCUUGCCUCCUUCCAUAUACUUUCUUCCCUUCUACCCUGUUUUAUCACCGCAACGUUUAUGAAUACC